AAUGUUUUGUUUGAAUAAUAUUGUUGCUAUUUCUUCGUUACUUUGUUUAAUUGGUUUAUGAAUACAUUUCAUUAUUUGUUAAUUCUUUUAAUUGGUUUCUGAAUACAUUCUAUAAAGCAUCAGGUCUUGUUAUGAUAGGGUAGUAUGUGUUGAUGGUGUGUUUUCAUUCUCUCAUUUGCUAAACUGCGUAUUAUUGCUAUAUUUUUGUGAACUGGAACCUCUAUUAUUAACUAGAGUUUUCAUUCAUAUAUCUGUGUGUUGAUGUUCUGCCCACACAAGCAAGCAUACUACUGGCUUAUACAAGCUUUUCAAAGUUACUGUCGUUUGAGUUCAUAAUUUUGGUGGUUAUUGUUCUACAAUUGAUGGUUUAUUCAUGCAAAUGGCCAGAAAUCUACUUUUUUAUUUUUUUUAUUCUGUUUGCAUUUCAGAAAUAUGUUAAUUCUAGCUUGUUUGCACAAUUUCUACACUUUUUUUGCCCUUGGAAAUGCGCAUUCAUUGGAUUGGGAUUUAUCAGUAACGGAUCUGUAGUUUGAGGAAUUAGUUAUCAGUACAAUCUCCACAAUUCUAUUAUUAAUUUUUGUACUAAUAUGAAUGAAUAAGUCAUGGAAAUUUCAAAUAAGUUUGGUGGCUACUGAAUACUGUUUGAGCUGUUAUUUAUUUUUGUGGGUGAAUUACGGGGGAGUAGUUGAAAAAGCAGAUGGCUUUGCCGGUGUUUUCCCAGGUUAGUCUUGUUGAUGACGCAUAAGUCAUAUGUAUUAUGUAACGUGGUGAUGAAAGUCAGCAAGAUGGAGUUGGUUUCUCCAUUAUAUAUAAUCCUUGAACAAUGUUGGAAUUUUUUUUUUUUUUUGGAAUUCGUUGGUGAAGAGCAAAAUCUGCAAGAAAAGAAGCAUGUUUUGGGAAUGACUGGAGAUGGUAUAAAUGAUGCACCAGCUUUAAAGAAAGCAGAUAUUGGAAUAGCAGUGGAAGAUGCUACUGAUGCUGCAAGGAGUGCAGCUGAUAUUAUACUAACAGAACCCCGCUUAAGUGUGAUUAUCAGUGUUGUCCUGACUAGCAGGGCCAUAUUCUAGAGCAUGUAAAACUACACAGUUAAGUAUUGUUUCAAAGACUUCUUAUGUUUUAUCAAGUAUUUAUGGAUUAUGUCUCACCGUUAAUUUGAAUUUGACAUUUUCAUAUGUAUGCAGUUUCCAUAACCUUCCGUAUUGUGAUAUGUUGGAUCUCCAUCCCCCAACAUGUUUUACACCUUUUAAUAGCUUAAAUUUCAAUCUGAAUCUAAGAGUGCCACCAUUUAUGGUUCUGAACUUCUGAUUAUAAGAGUGCCACCAUUCCAGAAAGUUAAGCUUUAAUCUAGGAGUGGUGGCACUCUUAGAUUCUGAUUAAGAGCAUCGAACGUUAAGCUUUUAAAAUAUAUGCAGUUUCAGAUAUAUGUUGGAUCUCCAUCCCCCCAAGAUGGCUUAACCUUCUGGAAUGAAGCCUUAAUCUAGGAGUAUGACUUGCCACAUUUAUGUUUCAGAACUUCUGAUUAUAGCUAUAUUAAAUAAUGGAAUAAUCAUAGCAAUCUCUAAAGAUCGUGUCAGGCCAUCUCCAAGUCCUGACUGUUGGAAACUGAAUGAGAUUUUUGUUACUGGUUGUGUCAUCGGGGCAUAUCUCGCCUUAGUCACUGUGUUAUUUUACUGGGUCGUAAAUGACACAGAUUUCUUCGAGGAUAAUUUGGGUGUGAGCUCUCUAUCUGGAAACACAGAGAAAACUUCAUCUGCAAUAUAUAUGCAAGUUACCAACAUUAGCCGGACCCUCAUCUUUAUUACUCGCACUCUGAGCUGGUCAUUUCUGGAGAGACCUGGAGCUCUUCUCAUGUCUGCAUUUGUGGUGGCGCAAUUGGUAUUCAAUAAUCCGAUGGAGUGGCCUUUCACCUUUGAGGAGAUAGAUGAAGUUCGAGAAAAGUUGGCAAACCUCAUUACCAGUGAUUGUCUUGGAUAUUUUCUUGUACUGAAUCUUAAAUUACGGAUGCUAGCUAUUUUUUAAUAUGAUUGUAAUGUAAUCGACUUUUAUAUUUACAACUAAUACUAUUUAAUUUAAUUAUCUAUAUAAUUCAAUACUUCUUAUA
Messenger RNA from Spinacia oleracea (spinach), 2101 nucleotides. RefSeq names its product ATPase 8, plasma membrane-type. The coding region runs from base 1486 to 2019 and encodes 177 amino acids. NCBI's taxonomy places the organism in Eukaryota, Viridiplantae, Streptophyta, Magnoliopsida, Caryophyllales, Amaranthaceae. The transcript has 4 exons. The record is from RefSeq and is a predicted model, not a curated record.